This is a messenger RNA of Periconia digitata, 600 nucleotides long. Lineage: Eukaryota; Fungi; Ascomycota; Dothideomycetes; Pleosporales; Periconiaceae. The record is from the annotation of a GenBank genome assembly.
CUCUCCUCCACCUCCACCCGAAGCAACCCACGUCAGAACCAAAUCUGCAUUGAACACACAGCAGCCAACCACUACCAAACACCAUCAAUGGCUCUCUCUUCUCGUGAGAUGGAGGUGCUGGCCAUGGCCUGGCACUGCAUGGAUCAAGAGCCGAAAGUCGAUUUCCAGAAGUUAGCUAAUCUAGCCGGCUAUAAGACCAAGGAGUCCGCGGGCGUCACGUUCCGCAACGUGAUGAAGAAGAUAAAGAACUCGGUCCCCACUCCUAGCGGCGGUACCGCAUCCGUUCCCGCCACCCCCAAGAAGCCAAAGACGCCGACCACCAAGACGCCCAACACCAAUGGAGCUGGAAGCAGCAACAAGCGCAACACUUCCAAGGCUUUCUCCAACAACCUCGCUGAUACUCCUUCCAAGUCUCAGAAGCGCAGCACCACAGCUACCGCUCGCGCAGACGAGGAAGGUUCUGGCACGGACUUUGCGCUCUCAGAGGGUGAGGAGGAGCUUAAGAUCAAACGACAGCUCAAGAGGGAGGUCUUGGAUGCUGGCCGCGAUAACGGCAGCUUCAUGAAGGAACUGGAGUCCCAGCAUGGUUCGGAUAUCUGA